AUGAUGAAAAUUCAGAGAGCUAAGAAGGAAGUCUGGGAUUACCUUGCCAAAUGGCGAAGAGAUGCAUGGAGUCGGGCCUUCUUCCCUACCCAACCAAAAUGUGACAACAUCUGUAACAAUGCUUGCGAAGUAUUCAAUGCAAGAAUCAAGGAAGCAAGGGCUAAACCAAUUAUCACACUACUCGAGAAAGUUAGAAUGUAUAUCAUGAGGACGAUAGCCCGACACAAAAUGAAAUUCAAGAACCAUGUUGGGCUACUACCCCAUGUUCAACGUAGCCGAUUGGAAAAGAUCAGGAAUGCUUCAAAGCAUUGGGUGCCAAUGUGGUCCGUAGAUGCGGACUAUGAACAAUUCGAGGUACAUGGGUGGCCAACAAACAUGGUAGUGGACUUGGGAAAAGGAAUAUGCACCUGUGGACUUUGGCAACUAGGUGGGAUGCCCUAUGUCCAUGCUUGUGUUGCAAUGGCUAGGGCAGGCAGGCAGCCCGAAGACUUCUGUCAUAGAUGGUUGACAAUGGAUGCAUACAAUGACACCUAUGCAUUCCAUAUCAAUCCUAUUUCUGGCCAGAAACUAUGGGAGAAGUCACUUUACAACAAACCACAAGCACCCAAAUUUAAAAAGAUGCCAGGGACACCCCAGAAGAAAAGAAGAAAGGGAGUUGAUGAAGGCCCGGUUGGAGGCAAGAAGCAGAAGAUCACCAAGAUGAAGAAGGUAUAUAAAGAGUGUUCAUGCCGUUAUUGUGGUGGCAAGGGUCACGAUAAGAGAAAUUGUACGAAGAAGAAGGCUGGCGACGAGGCUGCAGCUGUGGCAGCUGCUGCAGCUGUUGCUGCUAGUGAAGCUAAUACAGGAAAUUAG
Arachis stenosperma is the source of this 852-nucleotide messenger RNA. RefSeq lists its product as uncharacterized. Lineage: Eukaryota; Viridiplantae; Streptophyta; Magnoliopsida; Fabales; Fabaceae. Bases 1 to 852 code for a protein of 283 amino acids. The transcript is spliced from 2 exons. The record is from RefSeq and is a predicted model, not a curated record. Gene Ontology annotation, molecular function: zinc ion binding; nucleic acid binding.